Molecule: messenger RNA, 1504 nt
Organism: Brassica oleracea var. oleracea
Lineage: Eukaryota; Viridiplantae; Streptophyta; Magnoliopsida; Brassicales; Brassicaceae
Product: flap endonuclease 1
Exons: 17
Coding region: 76-1227 (383 amino acids)
Molecular function (GO): DNA binding; 5'-flap endonuclease activity; 5'-3' exonuclease activity
Source: RefSeq, a predicted model, not a curated record
GUGUCGAGGAGGCGGGAAAACAAAGCUCAUCGGCGCCGGAGAAACCUUUCGCUCGCUAAUUCGCUGCCAUCGCCAAUGGGUAUCAAGGGUUUAACGAAGCUUUUAGCCGACAAUGCGCCUAGCGCCAUGAAAGAGCAGAAGUUCGAGAGCUACUUCGGUCGGAAAAUAGCUGUUGAUGCAAGCAUGAGCAUUUACCAGUUCCUUAUUGUGGUGGGGAGAGCUGGGACUGAGAUGCUCACCAACGAAGCUGGUGAAGUCACUAGCCAUUUGCAAGGGAUGUUUAAUCGAACCAUUCGUCUUCUCGAAGCUGGAAUUAAGCCUGUGUAUGUUUUUGAUGGAAAGCCCCCGGAGUUAAAGAGACAAGAACUAGCCAAACGUUACUCCAAGAGAGCCGACGCAACUGCAGAUUUGAGUGGUGCAAUUGAGGCAGGAAACAAGGAGGACAUUGAGAAGUACAGCAAACGAACUGUGAAGGUGACAAAGCAACACAAUGACGACUGCAAAAGACUCUUGAAACUCAUGGGGGUCCCCGUCGUUGAGGCCACUUCCGAGGCAGAAGCGCAAUGUGCUGCACUUUGCAAAGCAGGAAAGGUGUAUGGUGUGGCUUCUGAAGAUAUGGACUCCUUAACUUUUGGAGCUCCUAAGUUUCUUCGCCACCUGAUGGAUCCUAGCUCCAGAAAGAUCCCUGUCAUGGAAUUUGACAUUGCCAAGAUUCUAGAAGAGCUUCAACUUACCAUGGAUCAGUUCAUCGAUUUGUGCAUAUUGUCAGGAUGUGACUAUUGUGACAGCAUCCGAGGUAUCGGAGGGCAGACUGCCCUAAAGCUCAUUCGCCAGCAUGGCUCUAUUGAGACAAUACUCGAAAAUAUAAACAAAGAAAGGUAUCAGAUACCCGAGGAAUGGCCAUAUAAUGAAGCUCGUAAACUUUUUAAAGAACCUGAUGUCUUAACUGAUGAAGAGCAGCUCGAUAUCAAGUGGACCUCUCCAGAUGAAGAGGGUAUAGUUCAGUUUUUGGUGAAUGAAAAUGGAUUCAACAUAGAUAGGGUAACCAAGGCGGUGGAGAAAAUCAAAUCUGCAAAGAACAAGUCAUCCCAGGGAAGGUUGGAGUCAUUUUUCAAGCCAGUCGCUAGCUCAUCCGUGCCUGCUAAAAGAAAGGAAAUCCCUGAGAGUAACGCUAAAGGAGCAGCAAAUAAGAAAACUAAGGGAGGUGGUGGGAGGAAGAAGAAGUAAAUCACCAUCCAAGUUGUAACAAAAUUGUAUAAGUUAGUUCGUUUUCUGCUGCAAAGAUCUGGGGGGGAGAAGAUCAAUAAACAGUGAUUGUUAUUCCUAGGUCUAAGUGGUCUGUUUGCUUCUUUGCUUUUCUCUGUUUUUCAGUAAUCAUUGUUAGACUCUGCUUUCGCAGUGGUAGAAAACCCAGCCAGGUUUGGACUUCAUUUGCAUCUAUAUGGUUUAUGUGAAGUUAUCAACUUAUGAUCGUGAGUUGUAAAAAGCUUGUGAUAUUCUCUUA